Messenger RNA from Cordyceps fumosorosea ARSEF 2679, 1719 nucleotides. RefSeq lists its product as hypothetical. The transcript has a single exon. NCBI's taxonomy places the organism in Eukaryota, Fungi, Ascomycota, Sordariomycetes, Hypocreales, Cordycipitaceae. The coding region runs from base 1 to 1719 and encodes 572 amino acids. The record is from RefSeq and is a predicted model, not a curated record.
AUGAAAACUACCCCGGGAUCUAACCCACAAUGUGAUACGGCAUCCAAACCAGAGACCAAGUCUGAGGUGACACCGGAGUCCAAUCUCAAUGCCAACACAGAAGAACCCGUGCUCCUCCGCAUGCCUUCCGAGAUCCUCACGGCGAUAUGCCGCCACCUCCUCAACAAAGACAUCAAAGCGUUUCGUCUCGCCUGCCCAACCAUCUGCCACGCCAUUCCGCCGCGCUUCACCCGCGUCUUCCUCUCGCCGAACCCGCGCAACCUAGAAGUCUUUCGGGCCGUGGCGGCCCACCCAACCUUUCGACUCGGUGUGCGCGAAAUCGUCGUCGACGAUGCGCGACUCGCUGACCCAACGCAGUUGUGGGAUCGUCAAAACGACGGCUCGUCUGACGAGACGCCUAUACACGGUGGCUCUGACACCGAAGACGCCACCAACACCGCCUGGUUCAACCGCCGCUGCGCGCGUAACCUGAAAGAGCUACGCAACCGCAACGUAAAUGAUACGGAAAAUCUAGUAGCGAGAGCUGCACGCGCGGAGGAGCGCGAGGCACAGUCGCCGCUCGAGAAGUGCCAACAACACUACGACGCGUUACUGUGUCAGCAAUUUGAGGUGAUGGCGGCGGGCGAGGACGCGCGCGCGUUGGUCGAGGGCCUCGACGCCUUCCCCGCGCUGGAGCGCAUCACAGUGACGCCGUCUACACACGGGUACCUGUACACUUCGCUCUAUCGCACGCCUAUGAUACGUAAUUUUCCGCGCGGCUUCAACUACCCGAUCCCGCGCGGUUGGCCCACGUACAAGGGCGCGACGAUGAUGCACCCGCUCAACCGAUGGACAACUAGGAUGGGGUGGACUGCAGACGACGUGUCUCGUGAGAAGGCACACUGGAGGGCCUUGGUAUUGGUGCUUGAGACGCUGGCGGCACGCGUCCUCAACGGCGGCAAAGCGGUGGUGCCGGAGCUCGUCUUUGAUGUUCACGCGCUCAACACGGGCAUCAGCCCGUACAUGCUGACAGACGACUGCGAUGAGUACGAGAACUUGGCACUGCUGCUACGUCAGCCAGGCUUCAGACGGCUUGACCUUCCGAUCCUCGUCACCGGCACGCCACCGGACGAAGUCUCUCUGCUUGAAAACGGUCGCUUGAAGAGCCUACUCGCCGGUGCGCGCCACCUACAACACUUUCGGCUGCGCUUCGACGGCCAUGCGUACGAGGAGGUGCCUUUUUCGCGACGGUUCUUCCCACUGCAGAAGUUACUCCCGCUGAAGUCCUGGGAUCAGCUGCGCCAUUUCGGGCUGUCCAACGCGGUGGUGCGCAUCGCCGAUCUCGUGGACGCGUUGGUCGCGCUGCCGGCCACGCUGCGCUCUGUUGAGCUAAGCUUUCUCAAGUUCGAACGACGCAGCGACGAGGAUGUGCGUGGCGAAACCCACGCGAUGCUACUGGAGAGGAUCAAGGCGCGAGUGGCGGAGGCGGCAUGGGCGGCGAAUCAGCCGCGCGUGACGCUGGGUAUGGCCAAGGUCCGGGCCAACGUGACCGGGCGCGGGCUGUGGUUGAGUAAAGAAAUUGGAGAUUAUCUGUACGGGUUCGGGCGGAACCCAUUUGGAACGCAUGAGGAUAUCCUGCUGCCAGGCAUGGGCUGGCUGGCGGACGAGUACGACCCGGAGUUUGAGAGGCCGUACAAGGCGUACAAGGACUACCGCGCACUGUGGUACGGCGAGGGCUAA